AUGACCAAACCUGAGAAUAUUGUUGGUAUUGAAUAUAACCGUGUGACUAAUGUGUCUGCACAUGACAUUCCAGGGUACAAACUUGGAGAAGACUAUGCCUGGAGUUUGGAAAAGUUUGAAGAGAGCUUCCAAAUCAAUAUUCAACAUCUCACGGAAAAAGAAGCCAAUUUCGACUUGGUCAACAUUGACACUUCGGUUGCCAAUGCUUUCCGUCGUAUCAUGAUUGCUGAAGUUCCUUCAGUAGCCCCAGAAACAAUCUUUAUUUUCAAUAACACAUCGGUGAUCAGUGAUGAAGUUCUCUCACAUAGAAUUGGGCUCAUACCACUCAAGGUCGACCCAGAUUUGUUGACUUGGGUUGAUAGUAACGUCGAAGAGGAUGAAGGGAAGUUUACCGAUGAGAAUACCAUUGUCAUGUCACUUAAUGUCAGCUGUACCAGAAACCCUGACGCGCCAAAGGACUCACAAGACCCAAAUGAGUUAUACCGUAACAGCAACGUUUACUCGAAAGACUUGAAGUUUGAACCUCAGGGAAGACAACUUGAAAUGUUCAAAGGUAAUCCUGUUGAACCAGUAUUCCCAAAUAUUUUGUUAGCCAAGUUGCGCCCGGGUCAGGAAAUUUCUUUGACGGCUCACUGUGUUUUGGGUACCGGGUCAGAUCACGCCAAGUUUUCUCCGGUGGCUACUGCUUCAUAUAGAUUGAUGCCGGUGAUUCAAAUCUUGAAAGAUGUUGAAGGUGAAGAUGCCAAGAAGUUCCAAAAAUGUUUUACUCCAGGGGUUAUUGGAAUUGAUGAUGAUGGGAAAGCUUUUGUUAAAGAUGCAAGAAAAGAUACCGUUAGUAGAGAAGUUUUAAGACACGACGAAUUCAAAGGCAAAGUGAAGUUGGGGAGAGACAGAUCGCAAUUUAUCUUUAAUGUUGAAUCGGUUAGUGCCAUGAGUCCAGAAGAGAUUUUUUUCAAGAGUGUUAGAAUUUUGAAAAAUAAGGCCGAAUAUUUGCGUAAUUGUCCUAUUGGCCAGGUAUGA
Molecule: messenger RNA, 1020 nt
Organism: Saccharomycopsis crataegensis
Lineage: Eukaryota; Fungi; Ascomycota; Saccharomycetes; Ascoideales; Saccharomycopsidaceae
Gene: RPC40
Product: DNA-directed RNA polymerase core subunit RPC40
Exons: 1
Coding region: 1-1020 (339 amino acids)
Biological process (GO): DNA-templated transcription
Cellular component (GO): RNA polymerase I complex; RNA polymerase III complex
Molecular function (GO): protein dimerization activity
Source: RefSeq, a predicted model, not a curated record